AUGUUCUGUGGAGAUAAGCGGGUGUUAGCAUUCAUCGUGACGGUUGCCGUGAGCGCGACCGCAGCUGCAACAUAUGUGAUGGUGCGUGCUCUCAUUGAGAUGAAAGGGAUUGCAAUACCCAUCCACACGGACGGCACGACUAUAUGUGUCCCGACCAACAUCAGAAGUGACCUCUACGCCUUUUGGAUACCGAUGCUCGUCGCAGAAAUCACAUACUGUGCACUCGCGCUCUACCGCGGCUUCCAUAGGUUCCGGGGCGAAAGGAGCAUCCUCAAAAUUCUCAUCCGCGAUUCGCUCUACUACUUCAUCAUCAUCUUCGCCACCUAUCUCACCAACACACUCAUUUUCCUUCUCCGACCGAGCUCGGAAGUAGAGAUCCCCAUCGGGUUUUCCGUCGCGCUCUCGAGCGUCAUGGCCUCCCGGAUGUGCCUCAACCUCCACCGCCACGUCCACCGGCGCGACGAAGACCUCGACUCCUCCUCCUUCCUGUCCAUCGCGCCCGCCGACGCCGCGCAAUCCCCCGCGCGCUCCCACCCCGCCUCGCCGCUCUUCCCGGCGGGCGAGUCGACAAAGACCCUGUCGCUGUCGUUCGAUUCCUCUCGACUGUACCAGCAGGUGGACGGCGGCCGCGAGGGCCACGGUCAAGAGCAAGAGCACCACUAUGGGCGCGCGGUGGAGGAUGAGGAUUUCUACCAGCUGCUGGAGAGCAUAGACCUGCAAGAGCUGCGCCCAGUCCCCCCGGCGCUGGCAGAGGUGACUUCCGGGGCGGGCACUUGUUCUGCGGCGAAAUUUCCCCGGGGCGGUCAGCUUACUUUCCGGAAGAUGGGAUGUUUGGGGACCGCGGCUAACUUGCCGUGGUCUCAACCCUUUGGAUCCUAA
Epithele typhae is the source of this 879-nucleotide messenger RNA. RefSeq lists its product as uncharacterized. NCBI's taxonomy places the organism in Eukaryota, Fungi, Basidiomycota, Agaricomycetes, Polyporales, Epitheliaceae. The coding region runs from base 1 to 879 and encodes 292 amino acids. The record is from RefSeq and is a predicted model, not a curated record. The transcript is spliced from 4 exons.